Erigeron canadensis is the source of this 1959-nucleotide messenger RNA. RefSeq names its product ABC transporter G family member 23. Lineage: Eukaryota; Viridiplantae; Streptophyta; Magnoliopsida; Asterales; Asteraceae. Gene Ontology annotation, cellular component: membrane. Gene Ontology annotation, molecular function: ATP hydrolysis activity; ABC-type transporter activity; ATP binding. The transcript has a single exon. The coding region runs from base 1 to 1959 and encodes 652 amino acids. The record is from RefSeq and is a predicted model, not a curated record.
AUGGUAUCUUGCUUCCACCCUCCCGCUGUUGAGGAUGACUCCGCUGCCCUCUUCACCGCCUCCGACGACUCCCCGGACCAAUCCACUAGCCCGUCCUCUUCCUCCCACCAUUCCUUACCACCACCUUACCCAUCCAAACCAUCAUACAAACUCACUGUCAAAAAUCUUUCCUACACCAUCAAAACAGACCCACAAUUCUCACUUUCAUGGCUCCUAAGCAAGCCAGACUAUAUUAACAUUCUCAAGUCGGUAUCAUUUGCUGCUCAAAGCUCAGAGAUCAUGGCAAUUGUUGGCCCGAGUGGCAGUGGGAAGUCAAGUUUGCUUCAUUUUAUCUCGGGUCGUGUUAGAAGUAACACAUUGGAUCCAAAAACUACCAUUUCACUUAACGAUUUCCCGAUCACAAGUCCAUCACAAAUGAAAAAGAUUUGUGGGUUUGUGGCACAAGAGGAUAACUUGCUUCCUUUGCUAACUGUGAAGGAAACUUUGAUGUAUAGUGCCAAAUUUAGGCUAAAAGAAUUGAGUUCUAAAGAGAAAGACGAGAGGGUUGAGUGUUUGAUGCGUGAGCUCGGGUUAGUUCAUGUACGGGACAGUUAUGUGGGAGAUGAAGAUGAUAGAGGGAUAUCAGGAGGAGAAAGAAAACGGGUGUCGAUUGGGGUUGAUAUGAUUCCCGACCCACCCAUAUUACUCCUGGAUGAGCCUACAUCAGGGUUAGAUAGUAGCUCGGCUUUGCAAGUGAUUGAGCUACUAUCAAGCAUGGCUAUAUCAAAGCAAAGAACCAUCAUUCUAUCUAUCCACCAGCCGAGUUAUCGAGUCCUCCAAUACAUUUCAAACUUCUUAAUCCUUUCAAAUGGUUCAGUAAUCCAUAAUGGUUCCCUCGAGUCACUUGAGGAAACCAUUAAUCAGCUGGGUUUUGAAAUCCCAGCACAGAUAAAUGCACUCGAGUUCUCAAUGGAAAUCAAAGAGAUUCUCGAAACAUCUUAUAACUCAAAAGAACCUAUUAGCACGUUUAGAGAACUUUUGGAGCCUUCUUUUGCCACAGUAUGGGCAGAACAAACAAAUGGCACGUUUCAAGAGCUUUUAAGAAGAGAUCAAAGCGUGGAAAGAAGUCAAUAUAAACAUAGUUUAUACGAGAUUCUAAUCCUUUGCACACGAUUUUGGAAGACAAUUUAUAGGACUAAACAACUGUUCUUGGCGAGAACGAUGCAAGCUGUUGUUGGGGGGCUUGGUUUAGGGAGCGUCUAUGUGAAUGUCAAGAACAACGAAAAUGGGAUCGCUGAAAGACUGGGUCUUUUCGCAUUUAGUCUUAGCUUUCUCCUUUCUUCUACUGUUGAAGCGCUCCCUAUAUACCUUCAAGAACGUCGAGUCUUGAUGAAAGAAGCCUCAAGGGGAGCCUACAAGACUUCUUCAUAUAUGAUAGCCAACACAAUCGUGUUCUUACCCUUUCUUUUUGUAAUCGGGCUUCUUUUUGCCAUCCCAGUUUAUUGGCUAGUCGGGCUUGAUCCAUCAUUCACUGCAUUCGCCUUUUUUGUAUUUGUGGUCUGGCUGAUUGUGCUCAUGGCUAGCUCACUAGUUCUCUUCUUAAGUGCAGUUUCACCCGAUUUCAUUUCAGGGAAUUCUCUCAUCUGCACGGUUCUUGGUGCAUUUUUCCUGUUUUCAGGAUACUUCAUACCAAAAGAAGUGAUUCCAAAGUACUGGAUGUUUAUGUACUAUGUGUCGUUAUAUCGAUACCCAUUAGACUCGUGGCUGAUUAAUGAGUAUUGGGGCAGGAGGGAGGUUUGUUUCUCCGAGGAGCAGCCUGGUUCGAUAUGUAUGGUCACCGGCCAUGACAUCUUGAAGGGCAGAGGGCUUGAAUGGGACACUAGAUGGAUGAAUGUGGGGAUCAUGUUUGGUUUCUUUGUGUUUUAUAGGGUACUUUGUUGGAUCAUUCUUGCAAGAAAGGUCUCUAAAACAACAAUAUAA